Leptosia nina is the source of this 2070-nucleotide messenger RNA. Lineage: Eukaryota; Metazoa; Arthropoda; Insecta; Lepidoptera; Pieridae. The record is from the annotation of a GenBank genome assembly.
AUGUAUCGGUCGUGGUGCGCAGUUUGGGUGCUCCAAAUCCUAUUGUCGCUUGCGCAUGGAUCCCUACUGCCUCUGGACGUUGAGCGCCUGCGAGCUUCAGUGGGGGGGUACGCGGUCAUGAACUGUCAUCUAGAUUUCCCUUUCGGCAACGAGAUACCCUACCAUCUGCAAUGGGAUAAGGAUGGUGAGGAGAUUUUCUCGUGGUACAGUGGUGAUGCGGCACCACAACUGGCUGAUCGGUGGGGUGGGCGCGUGAGACGUGUCGGUCCGGGAGCUGGGGAAGAUGGCCACGAAAUGGGCGCACUCGCCCUCGGCGGUGGAGCCAUCAACGUUAGUUCUGUGCGGGAAACUGAUGCGGGCCUCUACCGAUGUCUUGUGGCCUUUCCAAACCGCACACCACCUUCCCGUAACAAUGGGACCUUCUAUUAUCUCGAUGUUGAUGGUGGAAACUUGAUUGUUACCCCACCGAUAAACAGAACAGUGAUUGAGGGGGAAAGUGUGGAAUUAGAGUGUACGCCACGAAGUCCAGAGUGGAUCGUGGCGUGGUUUCGGGAGGGCGAGAGCGUGCAUUCGCUGCCCGCGCUAGCAACGCGAGCAACGCUUGCACCGAACGGCAGUCUCGUGCUGAACCGAGCUCUAGCGACAGAUCUGGGUCAUUAUGAGUGUCGGGUCAGCACUGCUGAUGGACAGCGGCAGAGUGCUAGCGCCCAUCUGGAUGUGCAUUAUAAAGCGAAAGUUGUGUACUCGCCCAAGGAAAGGUACCUUGGCUACGGGCAGCCAGCUAGCUUGGACUGCCACUUCAGCGCCAACCCCCCACUCACCAACCUCCGCUGGGAGAAGGACGGGUUCCUCUUCGAUCCCUACAACGUGCCCGGCGUCUUCUACAGUCGUAAUGGAAGUCUACUCUUCAAUAAAGCUCUGCUGGACCCAGCGCUGGGGUACGACUGCGAGUACAACGUCCGCCUGAACUUCUUGUGCGCCCGCGGCCGCUCUACUUGGCGCGCUUGUCCCGCCCAAUUACACUGCCCUGUGUCGCAAGCGCCAGUAAUGCUGAAUCGCCAACUUUUGCCUGGACCCGUAAGGAUGGAAAUCCCUUGCCUGAAGGACGGUACACGCUCGAGGGGGGGAAAUUUAACGAUAAGCUCAGUAAGGGAGGAGGAUCGCGGAGUGUAUGUUUGUAGUUUGAGCAACGCUGCAGGUUCCGUUCGAGCGGAAACUGAGGUCUUGGUGGAGGAUGCGCCACCGCGGGCACCCCAUGGCCUCACCGCGCGUGCUCGCUCAACAACUGUGCAUAUAUCCUGGCAGCCAGGAGCAUCUGCGCCACCUGGCGGAGACAUAGAAUACACCGUGUGGUACAGAGAGAGAGACGAUUCUGAGUGGCGCACUAUGAGGGUACUGACUCGUGGUGCGACUGAUGCGACUGUUCUUGGUUUGCGUCCAGCUACACAAUACGAGCUGCGAGUUCUGUCUCAAGAUCAGCUCGGCGAUGGACUCUUCAGUAAACCGAUUUUUGUCAUCACGCCAGAGGUUGAUACAAAUGAAGGACAUACAGUUGUAGCAACGGCAGCUGUGGUUACAACGGAUGUCACAGAAGCUAGUACCGAGAGUGAGGAGAACGCUGGUGAAGCAGCGUGGGGGGAAGGGGUCACUCCGGGUGCAGUUGCUGUAGAAGGCGGAGCUGCUGAGCUGGAAGUACGAAUUAGAGUGGUGGAGGAAGGUGCUCUAGUGCGAUGGAGUCCUCAUAUUGGUGGCCGUUGCACGCUACGCUGGUACAAGGAUCAACAAGCCGAAAUGCUGGACCGCCAGCUCCUUUCAGUUUUGCAUACCCACCACGAUCAUUUGUUAGUAAGCGAUUUGGAGGAAGGCACCACGUAUUGGGCCCAAGUACAAUGCGGCGCCGCUUGGGGAGGCGCUGCGACAAGCACGCCCCAUACAGGGCGACUACGCGGCGCGGCACUGGGCGCAGCAUUAGGUGCUCUGCUGCUAGCAGCGGCUGCUGCUGGAGCGUGUUUCCUACGUCGUCGGUUACGCCGCCGCACAGCACCCCCUGACCAUAAACGCUCGCGUUGA